This is a messenger RNA of Carcharodon carcharias (great white shark), 1425 nucleotides long. RefSeq names its product E3 ubiquitin-protein ligase TRIM39-like. The transcript is spliced from 6 exons. Gene Ontology annotation, molecular function: protein binding. NCBI's taxonomy places the organism in Eukaryota, Metazoa, Chordata, Chondrichthyes, Lamniformes, Lamnidae. The record is from RefSeq and is a predicted model, not a curated record. The coding region runs from base 1 to 1425 and encodes 474 amino acids.
AUGGCGUGCGAGGAAGAGAUAAACAAACUGAAGGAGCAGGUCACCUGCGCCCUGUGCGGGCAGCUCUUCAAGGAACCGGUCACCAUGGGCUGCGGCCACACCUCCUGCAAGGACUGCCUGAACAAGAUAGUCAUCGGCAAGGACGGCAAGGUGAGCUGCCCGACCUGCUCGGCCGACUGCUCGCCCGUCGACAUCGUGGACAACGAGCUGGCCACCAAGCUGGUCGAGACCCUCAAGAAGAUCCUGGAGCUGAAGCCGGACGUGGGCGACGACUGCCAGAAGCACAACCUGCCCUACACCGUCUUCUGCCUGGACGACAUGAGGCUCAUGUGCGAUAAGAUGGCCAAGGAGCACCCGAACUGCCGGACCAUCCCCAUCAAGGAGGCGGCCGAGCGGUUCAAGGAGAAGCUUCAGCAAGCCUUGGAAAAUCUAGAGACCGUAGCUAAAGAAAAUGUCGGCCGUGAUGAGCAAAUGAACCUCAUAGACCUGAAGAAUCAAGGCGAUAAGGUUCGGGACAAGAUCGAGACUGCUUUCAUCUCCUUGCGGAAGUAUCUGGAGAAGGAGGAAAUUGCUGUCAUGGCACAGGUUGAAACACAAGAAGAGCGUUUUCUACAAGAACUCGAAGAAAGCAGUGCAGGUACAGGGGGGAAUCCUGUCACCAUCGAUCACUUAACAGGGGAUAUUAGAAAACAAUUAACGCAAGAAGAUAUCCCCUUACUUAAGAACAUCAGCACAAUAUUUGACAGGACUGGACGCCUGGUGAGGAAACCCAAGGAAAUGCCGAUUGAUCUGAGCCAGGGUGGAUUCAAUCUCCCUCUGCAAUACGCAGUGUGGAAGCGGACGUUGAAAUAUAUCGAUACAGUUCCAACUGCAGUGACCCUCAACCCGCUGACGGCAAAUGCCCACCUCAUCCUGUCCCGGGACGGCACCGAGGUUCGAGUGGGCGACAAGCAGGAGGACAUCCCGGACAACCCGGAGAGAUUCAGCCGCUGGCUCAGCGUCCUUGGCUCUCAGGGCUUCACGUCUGGCAGGCACACCUGGGAGGUGGAGGUGGGGGACAGCACCAUCUGGCAGGUGGGGGUGGCCAAGGGCUCCGUCCCCAGGAAGAGGGGCUUCGCCCCCUUCCACUGGCAAGAGAGCCGGAAGUUCUUCACGCCGGAACCCCAGGCCGGAGUCUGGGCCUUGGCCCUGCAGGAUGGAGACUACACUGCCCUCACCUCACCCCCGGUUCAGCUGCUGCUGAAGGGAAAGCUGAGGAUGCUGGGGGUAUACCUGGACUAUGCUGCCGGACAGGUCUCUUUUUACAACUCUGAUGAAAUGACUCAUCUCCACACUUUCAAGGACAAAUUCACCGAGGCAAUUUUUCCUUACUUCUACAUCGCUCACAAAGGAGACUCGCUGAAGCUCCAUACCCUGGGACUCUGA